UCUAACCCAGAGCAAACUGUACUCAGCGUAUGCUCUCCGAACUGUUGUUAUGGAGAAAUUUCCAGUGAGAGGAGAGGACCCGGCAGUCUCUUCGACGUCUGCAGUAACAGUAAUGGUGCGCUGUCGGGGGCUCUGAAGUCUGUGCGCGCCCGUCGGUUUUUGUUGGAGUCUUUGAGCCGUGCGCUUCAGCUUGGAUACAAGACACAGGAUCUGCUGCUGUUGCUUCGUUAUCUGAAGUUUUACACUUUGCUGCUUCUUGCAUGCACUAUUUUUUUUUCUUUUUCUUCUUGUUCUGAAGCGCAUCUGUGGCUGUUCCACUUUGUGUUUUUGUACUGGGGAGCAUCCAGAUAUGUUUUCUCCAAGAAGUUUAGCAGCCCUGCAGUCACUCUCCUGAACUCCAAUAUUUCCAUUUAUUGUUGUUAUUAUUUUUGUUGUUGCUGUUGUUGUUAUACUUUACUUGAACACUUCAGAGGUUUUAAACUGACAAAGGGGGAAAUGGCCAAAGUGGGGAAACCGCGGCUUUGUGUCAUGACAAAAGGGGAGAACGGGUAUGGAUUUCACUUGCAUGGCGAGAAAGGAAAGAGCGGCCAAUUCAUCCGCAAAGUGGAGGCUGGCUCCCCCGCAGAAGCGUCAGGGCUGCGUGCCGGUGACAGGGUGGUCGCAGUGAACGGAGUAAACGUGGAGAAGGAGACGCACCAUCAGGUGGUACAGAGGAUUAAGGCCAUGGACAACAAGACCAGGUUGCUGGUGGUUGACUCUGAGACCUAUGAAAGCCUACGCAGCCUGCGCCUCACAGCAACAGAGGAUAUGGCCGUCCUUAGAAUUGGAAAUCCUUCCUCCUCUUCCUCUCCACCUGUGUCUCCUUCUCCUGCACCAUCGUCAACGCCAUCUUCCCCCUCCAAGAAGCGGGAGAAUGGCUCUGUGUCCAAGCAGCCCGUCACAGUGAGUGGCCAGGUGCAGAAGCCCACUAGGAGGUCACCGUCUAAGGCUGCAAAGAAGGAGGCCCAGGCUGAAGCUCAAACCCAGCCCGAGUCCCAGUCGAGGCCCCAGGUCGACCCAUCCGAGCUCGCUCCACGUCUCUGCCACCUGGUGCGGUCGGAGAUGGGCUACGGCUUCAACCUUCACAGUGAUCGGUCGCGGCCCGGACAGUACAUACGCUCCCUGGACCCCGGGUCACCUGCAGACCGUGCCGGGCUCCAGCCUCAAGACAGACUCAUAGAGGUUAAUGGCGUUAACAUCGAGGGCAUGCGGCAUGCAGAGGUGGUGGCCUUCAUCAAGAAAGGGGGAGAUGAAACCUGGCUGUUGGUGGUGGAUCCAGAAACAGACGAGCACUUCAAGAGGAGGGGAUUGAUCCCCACAGUCAGCCAUGUAAAAGACUAUGACGGUCCAUCCAUAUCCAAUGGCUCCCCCAGUCCUCAGAUCAAUGGCAGCUCUACCACUCAGUCCAUCCGGUCCACGCACUCUGACCUCAGCAGCCAGGGCAACAGCACGCAGGUGGAUCUGGCAGAUGAUGAAGGUGGCCAGCUGUCUGAUCCUUUUGCCGAGAUGGGCCUGAGUCUCAGCGCUACGGCGGCAGAAGAAAAGAUGAAGGUCCGUGGUAAAGAAAAGAGGAAGGCCCCGCAGAUGGACUGGACGAAGAAGCAUGAGCUCUUCAGCAAUUUCUGAGACAUUCUGCUCUAAGGACACGACAAAGGACAGAGCUCUAUGCAGAUCCCUGAAUGGGAGACUUAUCCUCUUGAUAUACAGAUUCUCUUCUUCUUAGACAAAGAACCAAGAUAACCCUUAAAACAGAAGAUAUUUUCAUCCUGGGAUUUAAUGUGACAGAACUGUUCGAAGGAUUUUACUUCUUAAGUGACUUAAUAGUUCCUUUUCGUUCAAGUCCAGCAUAAAGGAAGUGCUAUAUGACUUUGUGACUGCAAAAAAUAUGCUCAGAAGGGAACUUUGUCCUUACAUGUACUGCUGUCCUUGGGGAAAGUGCAGUCAAAUAUUCACAAAUUUGCCUUUGUCUUUACUUGAUUAUCCCAUUCUCCCUACUCCUAGAGACUCUUUUUGACAGCUAUUUUUAUAUUUAAAAAGUAUAAGCGACUAUGAUUAAACAGUAUCCCAUCAUCGUGGACUGCGUUUGAGAGACUUUUGAGGACACUGUGACAUGAAUGAUUGUGGAUAAUGUGGGGAUUUUGUCCCACAGAAGUCAUAAGAAGCCCAAAGUUUGACAGAAGAUCACUGUGAAAGAGUUGAGACCCUCCACCUUCAGCCCAUUGAUCCCAUGUUUGAUUGUAACCACUGAUAAAGAAAAUGAUAGUUGAGCAUAGUGUAUCCUACAUGUAUUUGUACCUUUACUUUGAGUCGAUUACUUUGAUUUAAGAAUCCCCUACUUGCUAUUUAACCAUUAGUCGUAAUAAGUGUAUCACCACUAACCUCUAUUUACAAAGUGCUCCAGUGCACACAUGCAUAACAAAGGGAGGCACCACUAUUAUUAAUUGUCUCAUUGAAGGAAAUAAUAGGCAUGAAAAGUGAGGGAGUUUCUCAGGGGAAAUAGUGUGAGGGAUGAGUUUUGUUGUUGUUAUUGAAGGCUCGAUGUGUACAGCAGGGGGCGAACUUACACCAUGAAUAGAGACCCCCUUUUGGCACUAAACGGAAUAGAUGUUUAUCCAGACUUCAUUCAUCAUCUUAAAAUGUCCCAGAAACAUUAAAUAAUUCAGAUGAAGUGGAGAAAAUAAACUUUAGAUAAUUUGAAGAUGUAUUUGUAUUAGACAGCAUUAUUCAGAUUUAAUGUGAAGUGGCCUACACUUUAUGAGCUAGUUAUGUUUUGUUGGACUUUGAUUCAAAGGUAAGUUGUUAAAUAUGAAUGUAUGAAGCUCAGCAUCAUUUUAUAAGUAGCUUUGGAAGGAAAAUGUAAUUGCUGGCCACGUGCUAAUAAUCAGUCAGUAUUAACUAUAGUAUUGUCUUGUAAACGGGAAGUUUAUCAAGUUGAUUUGUGCUCAAGGAAGGUCAAUAUUUUGUGACAGUGCUGAGAGAAACUCCUGAGCCACCUUUCAUUUUUUUCUACAUUUUGCUAGGAAAUAGGAAAUGUAUGCAGUGAUUUAACAAAACAUGCAAAUAUACUUGUAAAUACAGUAUGUAAGGCAAAACUUCUGAUGAGAUUGUAAGUCAAUAUUUUAUAUGACCACCUUAAUUUUUCAACAUAGCCUGAAUUCUUUUAAUGGCUUUCUUGUUAUUUCUCUCUUUUUUUCUCGAUAGGUUGAAAGUAACAAAGUGUCUAAAGAUAUCAUUUUAAACUGGUUCUUUGCUAAGUUGUCUGUUAUGUCUACAUACAAGAUUGGUUUAUCCCUUGGGUUAGAUGCCUUUUUUAAGCUUGAAUGAGUCAUAGGUCAGUUUUAAGUGCUUAACAAAAAAAGAAGGUACAAAGACUGGACUGAAAAUGAUUGAAAAAGCAGCCAAUUUCAAAACAAGAGAGAAAAAUUACAAGAAAAUUGGCUCUAUGAAAACAAAAUAGGAAAAAAUGAAGGGUGGCUCAAGUCUGUUGCACAACUCUGUACACUUACCUGCUUUCGGCCAGAUAUAAAGCAACUGUGUCCGGAAGGAACAAAUUCACCUAGAAAGCCCACUAAUUAACUUGUGUGGUUUAUUUUAAUGAUAUUUUUUCUUUUUAAUGAGCUUUUGAGACAAACUGGAGAAAAGAUGAGAGCCAAAACGCUUUUUUUUAUCUCUUUAACUGCACAUCGCUAGGCUAGCUGUUAACGUAUUUGUGCUAAGCUAAGUUAGCCAGCUACUCCCUACAGCUUUCUAUUUUACUUACAAACAAUAGAAUGGCAUCUAUCCUCUCACAAUACAAAAACUAAAACUAUGAGUAUUUAUCAUAACAUUGAACUAUUUAAUGUUCAGCUUUUCAAUAUAAGAGGAUCCAUGCAAGUACACUCGUAUAGAUUGCAUAUGAAGCUAAAUAUCUGUAUGUAUGUAUUCUGUAAGUGACAGCCCUGCUUGACCACUGCAAGAAGACAGUACGUUGGAGUCAUGGUAUCUAUCACCUACAGCUUGAGCAGUUUGUGUGGUGUGUUGUAGGUUGUAGGGAGUGUCAGAGAAGCACACAUUGAGGUCAGAGAUGCUCUGGAGGAUCUAGUGGAAGAGACUGUGGGAGCCAUGGAGCUUACCGAGGAUUAUUACACAUACAGGGACAGCUGUCAUACACAUGCUCACACACGUUGGGUGCACAAUGUGUGUGGAGAGGAGUUAUACAUGCCAUAAUCCAACCAAUAUUGAUAUAAUGUAUGACAGCAAGUGGAUUUCUGUACUCAUUCACGACCACAGUCUUUCCACACAGUGUCGUGAUUCAUCUUCAGUGUCUGUCUGUGUGCGCUGUAGGGCUCGCUCUGUAUGUUCUGACAAUCAGCAAAGCAGUCUCUUGUUAUUGCGGCUCAUGUUUGUACAGUAAAAGAAUACGGUAUAUGUGGCAGGUUGCAUUUUUUUUUCAAUAAAGUGUGACAAUGGUGUUUCCAUCACU
Molecule: messenger RNA, 4501 nt
Organism: Pelmatolapia mariae (spotted tilapia)
Lineage: Eukaryota; Metazoa; Chordata; Actinopteri; Cichliformes; Cichlidae
Product: Na(+)/H(+) exchange regulatory cofactor NHE-RF2
Exons: 6
Coding region: 496-1665 (389 amino acids)
Biological process (GO): protein localization to plasma membrane
Cellular component (GO): apical plasma membrane
Molecular function (GO): protein-membrane adaptor activity; signaling receptor binding
Source: RefSeq, a predicted model, not a curated record